This is a messenger RNA of Hylaeus anthracinus, 1687 nucleotides long. RefSeq names its product general transcription factor IIH subunit 2 (gene Ssl1). Gene Ontology annotation, biological process: nucleotide-excision repair; regulation of transcription by RNA polymerase II; DNA-templated transcription. Bases 278 to 1483 code for a protein of 401 amino acids. NCBI's taxonomy places the organism in Eukaryota, Metazoa, Arthropoda, Insecta, Hymenoptera, Colletidae. The transcript is spliced from 8 exons. The record is from RefSeq and is a predicted model, not a curated record. Gene Ontology annotation, molecular function: zinc ion binding. Gene Ontology annotation, cellular component: transcription factor TFIIH core complex; transcription factor TFIIH holo complex.
AGCUUUUAUACUUAUUUUACACGCCGAAACCUUGUUUUUAUUUACGAUACACGUUUCCUCUAACUUGCAAGGGGAAAUUUUGAAUAAUAAAUUCUUAUAUCGACCGGACACGCGUGACAGUUUAAUCUAGGUGAAUGCAUAUUUUAAUGCGAAUUAAUGGUAGUUAUUCGAUCGUUUCUACUUUAAUUACGACUAUACGGGAUUAUAUUAAUUAUAUUCAAAAACUUUGACGUUGUUUCUUUCAAUUGUGAUAUCGAUACAUCGUGAAAGUUAAAAAAUGGCUGAUGAAGAAGAAGAGAAGGAAUAUCGAUGGGAGACUGGUUACGAAAAGACAUGGGAAGCACUUAAGGAAGAUGACCAUGGACUAUUGGACGCAUCCAUCGCAGAUAUUAUUCACAAUGCUAAGAGAAAACGUCAGAUGGAUAAGAAGGUUGGAGCCAGAUUAGGAAUGAUGAGACACCUUUACAUAAUUCUUGAUGCUUCUGAAUCAAUGUCUAAUCAAGAUUUAAAACCAACUCGUUUCUUAUGUUCAUUGAAGCUUUUAGAAGAUUUUAUCGAAGAAUUUUUUUAUCAAAAUCCCAUAAGCCAGUUAGGAGUAAUUGUUACAAGAAAUAAAAGAGCAGAAAAAGUAAGCGAGUUAGCUGGAAAUUCGAAGAAACACGUGAAGGAAAUACGAGCCAUGCAACACGCGAUUCAGCCAGCAGGCGAGCCAUCGUUACAAAAUUCUCUAGAGCUGGCUUUAAAGUCUUUACGUAUUUUACCGUCGCACGCCAGUAAAGAAAUACUUGUUAUUAUAGGAGCACUUACAACAUGCGAUCCAAGAGAUAUCAAUGAAACUAUACAAAGUAUGAAAUCAGACUGUGUAAGAUGUAGCGUGAUAGGAUUGGCUGCUGAGUUAUUCAUUUGCAAAAGAAUGGCAACAGCAACCGGCGGAGAACAUGGUGUAGCGCUAGACGACAAACAUUACAAAGAACAGUUGAACAUGCAUAUAGAUCCACCACCAGCCGCAACGAGAUUGGAUGCCGCUCUUGUAAAAAUGGGUUUUCCUCAUCAUGCUUUGCAUUCCUCUACGACUGACACGUGUAUGGCGGUCUGCAUGUGUCAUGCGGAAAGCGCAGAUGAAUCUGUUAAGCUUACCAGUACAGGAUACCUUUGUCCUCAAUGUCUAAGCAAACAUUGCGAACUUCCCGUAGAAUGCAGAGCAUGCGGGCUUACUUUAGUGUCUGCUCCUCACUUGGCUCGAUCGUAUCAUUACUUAUUCCCCGUCGAGCCAUUUAAAGAAUUACCAUUUAGCGGGACCUCCUCUACUUGUUACGGUUGUCAAAAACUUAUUACGCAAAAGGACAAGAAGAUAUACUUUUGCAACAAAUGUAAUCAAACAUUUUGUUUGGACUGCGAAAUAUUUAUUAACGAAUCUUUACAUACGUGCCCAGGCUGUGCUACAAAUCCAGAUACAUAUCAAAGAUCCAUGAACAGAACUUAAUUUACUCGAUGUAUGUAGAAUAACAUUAAUAAUUUUAGUUAUUUUAUACCAAAUACUUUAAUAGUAAAUAUGGUCAUUUACGAUCAGUUCUAUGUAUAACGAAUUCUUAUACUGUAGAACUGGCCUGUGAUACGUUUAUACGAACAAUCUCCUCUGAUUAAAGGGGAAUAAAUGAAAUGACAAUAAUAAUAAUAAUAAUGACGU